UAACCGGACAAACUAUACAAACACAACCUUACAAACAUAGAGACACAACGUUAGCUGACUGAUGUGUCUAAGCCACCACUAUAGGCUAGAACAACUUUAUCGAGUUGACCACGUAACCCACUAACCUUUGUAGCUCCAGUAAUUGAAAUCUCUCUCUCGCUCUGCAGAAUUGCUUUGAUAACUUUAUUUUUACGAGACUUUAUAAUAUUUCCGCUGUUAUUAAUAGCCUCCAAGAGAUCCGAGACUACAACUCUAAGCAUCCACCCAAAACCAAACCACCAACACAACCAGGCCAGAACCAUAUUCCAACAUCCAAACACAGCUCCCGAUCCGUCAGCAAAUAUGAGAAAACUUGUAAAGAAUCCUUUAUUUAACUUCCCAUAUAAUUUUAGAAAGAAGAGCUUAUUCCGUCUUAGAAUUUCUAUUGUGAACAAGACAAUUUAUUUGCAGCCACAAAUUGUAAACCGUAGCAGCAAAGCAGAGUUUACGGACUAUAGAAUAUAAAUUCUUCCCUUUCAUACCAGCCGAGCUCCAUUUCACAAUCAAAUUCCAAUCAUCCGGAGGAUCCAGCACCUUACAGUCAGCCAUGAUGGAUCUCCAUAUCUUCCUACUAAAGCUACACUCGAAGAAAAUGGUAGAGAACACAGCAAGAGAAGCGAGACGCGAGGCCGAACCACCAACAGUCCAAGUCCAACACCAUCGAUCAUCAUGACCGAGGUAGUAUCUCUCAUGGACAUCGACGACGACGAUCACAAGAACGACAACAACCACUCUCUCAAGCCUAUCAACGGCAAGGGAAAGGACGUCGUCGUCGUGGAGGGACAAGCCAUCCCCUGGGUCGAGAAGUACCGUCCUCAGUCCCUCGCCGACGUGGCCGCCCACCGUGACAUUGUCGAUACCAUUGAUAGGCUGACAAGCGAGAACAGAUUGCCCCAUCUCCUAUUGUAUGGCCCGCCUGGCACGGGCAAAACAUCGACUAUCCUUGCUGUGGCGCGCAAGCUCUAUGGAGUGCAAUACCACAACAUGAUUCUGGAGCUGAAUGCGUCAGACGCUAGGGGAAUUGAUGUUGUGCGACAACAGAUACAAGAUUUUGCCAGCACUCAGAGCUUCUCUUUUGGUGCAAAGGCAUCUGUAAAGUUGGUCUUAUUGGAUGAGGCUGAUGCUAUGACAAAGGAUGCACAGUUUGCCUUGCGCAGAGUGAUUGAGAAAUACACAAGAAACACUAGGUUCUCGCUUAUCUGUAAUCAUGUCAACAAGAUUAUUCCGGCACUACAGUCAAGAUGUACUCGGUUUCGUUUUGCUCCUCUUGAUUCUUUUCAUGUCACUGAGCGACUCAAACAUGUUAUAGAAGCUGAAAAGCUUGAAGUAUCCGAAACUGGCUUAGCGGCACUCGUACGACUUAGCAACGGUGAUAUGAGAAAGGCUUUGAACAUUUUGCAGUCAACGCAUAUGGCUUCUCAGCAGAUAACAGAAGAAUCUGUUUACCUAUGCACUGGAAAUCCAUUACCCAAAGACAUCGAGCAGAUAUCAUACUGGCUUUUGAAUGAUUCAUUUGUGGAGAGCUUCAAACGAAUAUCUGAAAUGAAGAUGAGGAAAGGAUUGGCCUUGGUUGAUAUUGUGAGAGAGGUGACAAUGUUUGUUUUCAAGAUCAGGAUGCCAUCAGAUGUUCGAGUUCAGUUAAUUAAUGAUUUGGCUGACAUAGAGUACGGUUUGAGUCUUGGGUGCAAUGAUAAAUUGCAACUGGGAUCGCUUAUUGCUUCUUUUACACGAGCUCGCUCUGCUUUGGUUGCUGCUGCAAAGUAAUUAUGUUCAUCUUAUCAUGGGGUGUUUUCCCUUGGCAUUGUACUUUGUGAGGCAUACAGUUCGAUUCAUCUCUCCAUGGGCACAGAAGUAGACAGAAUCUCAAGAUGUUGUGCGGUUUGAUUUUGGCUCCAGAAGUGUACGUUCGCUUAUGUAGUCUGCAGGUCACCUGACUUAAGAAUGUGGGGUUGUAAGUUGUAAUUGUGCCAACAGCCAAGAUUUGUGUCAUCAACAUGCUGUACCGCGCGCUAAGCUGGCAACAAAGUUUAUGCCUUUAUGGUGUAUUGGAGGCGACAAAUUUAAUUCCUACUUUUUCUUGGACAAAAACAAGUGAGAGAAACUUAGUAUAGUAUAUUAGAUUUCAACACGUUCGUUGCUGCACACCGAACACUAGGAGGCUGAAAAGACAUAUCGUCAGAGAGGUUCACCGGAUGUUCAGCAGAACUACCUCUGAUGGUUAAGUUAGUGAGGGUAAGAUAAAGUAAAUUGAGAGAGUCUAAAUAAAAGUGUAUAAAUGCGUACUUGGUGAAGGGUUCUCCCCUUAUAUGGGCUCAUUGUUUACGCC
Molecule: messenger RNA, 2365 nt
Organism: Alnus glutinosa
Lineage: Eukaryota; Viridiplantae; Streptophyta; Magnoliopsida; Fagales; Betulaceae
Product: replication factor C subunit 3
Exons: 10
Coding region: 709-1803 (364 amino acids)
Biological process (GO): DNA-templated DNA replication; DNA repair
Cellular component (GO): nucleus; DNA replication factor C complex
Molecular function (GO): DNA binding; ATP binding; DNA clamp loader activity
Source: RefSeq, a predicted model, not a curated record